UGAUCAGCAGUGCGCUGUGUCCCUUGGACACAGCGGAUCACCGAUCACGGAAAGAGCCGAAGAUGACAGCUCGGUCAUGUGAUCAGCUGUGUUCAAUCACAGCUGAUCACAUGGGACAUGUACACUGAUGAUCAGGGCACUGAUGAUCAGUGUGCCCUGAUGAUCAGUGUAGCCCCAGCAGCAACAUCUGUCAGUGCUCAUCAGUGCCACAUCAAUGCCACAUAUCAGUGCCUACCAGUGCACAUCAAUGCCACAUAUCAGUGCCCAUCUGAGCUGCCUUUCAGUGUCACCCAUCAGUGCCAGUCAGUGCCCCCUAUCAGUGCUGCCAAUCAGUGCCAUCUAUCAGUGCCCAUCAGUGCCACCUAUCAGUGCCUGUCAGUGUCACCUAACAGUGCCAGUCAG
Messenger RNA from Staurois parvus, 402 nucleotides. The record is from the annotation of a GenBank genome assembly. Lineage: Eukaryota; Metazoa; Chordata; Amphibia; Anura; Ranidae.